This is a messenger RNA of Cladocopium goreaui, 615 nucleotides long. The record is from the annotation of a GenBank genome assembly. NCBI's taxonomy places the organism in Eukaryota, Dinophyceae, Suessiales, Symbiodiniaceae.
AUGGGGAAGGUGGUGUAUCGGCAAGGCCUGACAGAUGAGGCUGUUCAGAUUAAAGCUUGGCUUUUGCGGCUAAGCGAGACUGAACAAGGAAACUUCUACUGGGAUGAUUUCGUGUCAGUCUGCGGGUCCUGUAAAGAGAUGCUAAGCAGCGUUGUCCAGUAUGUCAAGGCCGGAAAGGAGCUGGCAAGUGCUUUCAGUUUGAGUGUCGCGAAACUUCCCUUCGGUCUGGAUGCGGAGAGUUGCCGGUGGCGCGGCCGACGUAUUGCGGCAGUCAUCCCUUGUUUGGUGGCUACCGGGCUACCGGCUCCCAGAUGCCAUGGUGGGAGAUGUGGGCCCGGCGCAGAUGACCGCUUUGACAUUUCCAUGGUGCCCACACGGCGCUGCAACGAGAUCCGGUGUAUGAAGCUGUACCAGACCGCGCCGUGGACGGCUGACGUGGAAUUGAGCUCAGUGGCUGCUGCGUUGUGGCAGCUACUUGGAUGGAGAGCGGGAGGUGCUAUGGAUGACAGAGAUGAAGAUGUGGAGAGGACCUGGAACGACAAAUCCUGGCAAACGGUGGCUGAAAUAGCCAAGCCGCCACUGAUCUCCCAUUUGUGGCCUCCGCCACGGCGUUAG